Molecule: messenger RNA, 1695 nt
Organism: Acanthosepion pharaonis
Lineage: Eukaryota; Metazoa; Mollusca; Cephalopoda; Sepiida; Sepiidae
Source: the annotation of a GenBank genome assembly
AUGAAACAUCUUUCUUUCUUUUUCUUUCUUUCUUUCUUCUUCUUCUUCUUCUUGUUUUCCACUUCUUUUUCUUCUUUUUUCCUAUUCUUUUUUCUUCUUCUUUUUACCUUCCUUUUCUUUUUUCCUUCUUCUUCAUCGUUCUUCCUUUUUCCUCUUCUUUCUUUUUUUCUACUUUUUCCUCUUCUCUUUCUUCUUGUGUUUUCUUCUUUUUACCAUUUCUUUUUUUACUUUUUCCACAUCUUUUCUUUUUCUUCUUCUUCUUUUUUUUCUUCUUUUUCUUCUUCUUCUUCUUCUUUUUCUUCUUCUUCUUCUUCUUCUUCUUCUUCUUCCAUUUCCUCCUUCUUUUUUCCUCUUCUUAUUUUUAUUCUUCUUAGUUUUUCUCUUCUUUUUUCUUUUUUAUACUCCUUCUUUUUUCAUCUUUUUCUUCUUCAUGUUCUUUUUCUUCUUGUUCCUCUUCUUUUUUCUUCUUUUUCUUUUUCCUCUUCUUCUUUUGUUCAUUCUUUUUCUUCUUCUCCUUUUUCAUCCAUCUUCUUCUUCUUCUUUUUCUAUUCUUCCUUUUUCUUCUUCUUUUUUCUUCUUUCUCCUUCGUCUUCUUGUUUUCUUCUUCGUCUUACUUUUUCUUCGUUUUUGCUUCUUUUCUUCUUCUUCCUAUUUUUCCUCUUCUUCCUUUUUCCUUCUUUUUUCUUCUUUUUCUUCUUCUUUUCUUUUCCCUCUUUUUUAAAAAUUUUUGCUUUUCUUCAUCUUAUCUAUCUAUCUAUCUAUCUAUCUAUCUAUCUAUCUAUCUCUAGCUCUGCAUAUCUAAAUCACUGUGCUUCUUUAUCUAUCUAUCUAUCUAUCUAUCUAUCUAUCUAUCUAUCUAUCUAUCUAUCUAUCUCUAGCUCUGCAUAUCUAAAUCACUGUGCUUUAUCUAUCUAUCUAUCUAUCUAUCUAUCUAUCUAUCUAUCUAUCUCUAGUAUUGAUCUAUCAAUUUCUAGCUCUGCAUAUCUAAAUCACUGUGCUUCUUUAUCUAUCUAUCUAUCUAUCUAUCUAUCUAUCUAUCUAUCUAUCUAUCUCUACAAAGUCUCUAUAUAUCUAUAUAUUUAUCUAUCCGAAUCUGUUAUAUCAUUCAAUAUUCAUAUUUCAGGCUCUGCAUAUCUAAAUCACUGUGCUUCUUUAUCUAUCUAUCUAUCUAUCUAUCUAUCUAUCUAUCUAUCUAUCUAUCUAUCUAUCUAUCUCUACAAAGUCUCUAUAUAUCUAUAUAUUUAUCUAUCCGAAUCUGUUAUAUCAUUCAAUAUUCAUAUUUCAUGCUCUGCAUAUCUAAAUCACUGUGCUUCUUUAUCUAUCUAUCUAUCUAUCUAUCUAUCUAUCUAUCUAUCUAUCUAUCUAUCGCUCUGCAUAUCUAAAUCACUGUGCUUAUCUAUCUAUCUAUCUAUCUAUCUAUCUAUCUAUCUAUCUAUCUAUCUAUCUAUCUAUCUAUCUCAGUCUGUUCUUUAUCUAUCUAUCUAUCUAUCUAUCUAUCUAUCUAUCUAUCUAUCUAUCUAUCUAUCUCAAUCUGUUCUUUAUCUAUCUAUCUAUCUAUCUAUCUAUCUAUCUAUCUAUCUAUGUUCUAGUGCUUUUCAUAUCAGUGUGCUUGUUUAUCUAUCUAUCUAUCUAUCUAUCUAUCUAUCUAUCUAUCUAUCUAUCUAUCUAUCUUUGUUCGUGUGUAUCUCAUUGUGA